Molecule: messenger RNA, 2571 nt
Organism: Triplophysa dalaica
Lineage: Eukaryota; Metazoa; Chordata; Actinopteri; Cypriniformes; Nemacheilidae
Product: interferon-induced protein with tetratricopeptide repeats 5-like
Exons: 3
Coding region: 243-1652 (469 amino acids)
Biological process (GO): defense response to virus
Cellular component (GO): cytosol
Molecular function (GO): protein binding
Source: RefSeq, a predicted model, not a curated record
AAAAGUACCUGAUGAAGGUGAAAUCUAUUUGCAUGGACAAAGGCUCGGCGGAUAACUCUGGCAACCCGUCGCAGUAGAUCGUGUGAAAGCGUGGAGUUUUCUGAGGCUUGGAGGAUCAUUUUACAGGUUUCAGUUUCCAUUCUGAUUUUGAUCCUCCCAUCUCUGGAAGAGAAUAUAAAAGCCAUGUUGGGACCAUCUCUGCGAUCAAACAGCUUCUACAAUAUUUUCUAUACUGACUCAAGAUGAGUAUGGAUCAGUUGAGAACAAAACUUGACCAGCUGGAAUGUCACUUCACCUGGGCUCUGAAAAAAGAUGAUAUUGAUCUUAAUAGGCUGAAUGAAAAGCUCAAAUUGGAUGUUGAGAAAAAAGAAGAGCUCACACAAACUUACAAUGCUUUAGCAUAUGUAAAGUUCCUUCAGGGGUUUCAAGAAGAGGCACUUAGCAAUCUCAUGACAUCAUUGAAGCUUUACAAAGGGUGCCAUGAAGAGGAAUUUAACAAGUCUCUCAUUGUCACCUAUGGAAACCUUGCCUGGAUAAACUACCACAUGACGAACUACACAGAUUGUGAAAGUUACCUGCAGAAAGUCCUGAAGAUAAAUGAAAACAUUUCAUCAGAGUCUUCGUCUGUUCCAGAGGUGCUUGGUGAGAAGGGAUGGACCUUUCGUAGAUUUUCUUACAAGUAUUAUGAAAAAUCCAAAGAAUGUUUCAAGAAGGCUUUAGAUCUGGAACCAGAAGUUGGUAAGUGGAACGCUGGUUAUGCCAUCGCUCUGUAUCGAACAGAAUAUGGGGAAUUCACUAUUGAGAAUUCACCAGUAAUCAAGCAACUGAGACGAGCCAUUGAAACAAAUCCUAAUGAUGAUAUUUAUAAGAUCUACUUAGCAAUGCGACUGGUUAUAUACAGGAGCUAUGAAGAGGCUGAAAGAUUGGUUGAAGAUGCUUUAGAAAGAUCUCCAGAUCACCCACGUGUCUUGAGAUAUGCUGGAAAAUUCUUUAGAAAUUAUAGAUCUGUGGACCGAGCUAUUGCUCUAUUGAGUAAAGCACUCGAACUGUCACCUCAUUCAGGUUUCACACAUCAUCAGUUAGCUCUCUGCUAUAAAAUGAAGAAAAUCCAACUGCUGCAGGAGGGAAAUCAUCACACCAGAUCAUCUAGGGUUCAACAGAUUCGUGAUCAGAUCAUCUACCAUUUAGAAAUGGCUACCACCCAUGCAACCGGCUUUAUCAAAGCUAUGAGUGAUCUAGCACUGCAUUACGGAGAACAACAUGAUGUUUCACGAGCCGAAGAGAUGUUUCAGAUGACGUUUGACACAGCCAAAGAGAAAAAUGAUAAUCUGCAUGUGGUUCAUUUUCAUUACGCUGAAUUCCAGUUGUACUGCAAAAGAGAUGAAGUUUUAGCUAUCAAGCACUACAUGGAAUGCCUGAAGAUGAACCCAGGUUCAUAUGAAGGGAAGAGAAGUGAAUACAAGUUGAAUAGGAUUGCAGAGAAGCACAUCAAUAAAAACACACAGGAUGGAAAGGCUUAUGGGAUACUAGGAUUCAUUCACAAAGAGAAAGGAGAGAAGAGCCAAGCCAUUGAGUGCUAUGAGAAAGCUUUGAGUUACGGAGAAAAUGAUGAGUACCUCAACAAUCUCUGUGCUCUUAGGCUGUCCAUAUAGUAAAGUUUUUACAUCCUUUAUGUAAGGAAUAAUUGACGAUGGGGCGUUCAAUAAUUGAAAGUUAAUGCACAUCUGAGGUAGUAAUGUGGCCACGAUGCGAAGCGGAGCGUGCAUUAACUUUUGAAUAAUUGAACUGACCGGAGUCAUUUAUUCUUUGUUUAUUGAAAUGAAACUGCACAUGUUUCCAUUAACAGUAAAGUUUUACAUUAUAAAUGUCAGAUCAAGAGCAGGGUGAUGUGUGAGGUGAUGCCCUAUAGGCUACGCAAUAUGACCUUUCUAUUGUUUAAAAUUGGCAAAGUGAUAUGGAACUGUAAUGCGGUCAACAGACCUGGAACACCUUCAUAGGUGAGCACUUUACUGAAAAUGAAUGCAUACACACAUAGAAUGUUUGACAACCAAUCAGAUUGAAGAAUUCAACAGCCAUGUGGUAUAAGUUUACAUAAUCAAUGCAUAAUAACAUAAUAAUUUAAUGCACUUUAUUUAUAAAAAAUGUGAACAGACAUCAUUAGUAUUUACUACAGAAAUAAUUGCAUUGUUAUGUCUCAGUUCUAUCAUGUAUUCAAGUUUUUGACUGAAAAAAGUAUUUAAACAUCAUACAUUUUAUUUUAAGGCACGUGUUAAAGAUAUUCAGGGCGCUUAAACAGUUAAUAACAGAAAUAAAAAAAUCGUGGACAGUAUAUAUUUUGUGUAUUUUCUAUCAAAAUAUUUAUUACUUAUGUUUGACAAACAGAUCAUUAGGUAAAUAGAUUAUAAAAAAUGAUAAGAGUUGUCUGGGGAUGAGUCUGUAUGUGAAGUAUGUAUGAUUUAUACACACCUGUUUAAAUGUAUGUGCUCUGAUGAACACAAAGAAAGACAUUUGGGAAAAUGUUAGACAUUACUUGGACAAUUUUGACUACCAUAGCAGGAAAAAAAGAUUAUA